Gopherus evgoodei (Goodes thornscrub tortoise) is the source of this 1703-nucleotide messenger RNA. RefSeq names its product C-C chemokine receptor type 5-like. Gene Ontology annotation, cellular component: membrane; cytoplasm. Gene Ontology annotation, molecular function: C-C chemokine receptor activity. Lineage: Eukaryota; Metazoa; Chordata; Testudines; Testudinidae. Gene Ontology annotation, biological process: inflammatory response; G protein-coupled receptor signaling pathway; positive regulation of monocyte chemotaxis. The transcript is spliced from 2 exons. Bases 137 to 1210 code for a protein of 357 amino acids. The record is from RefSeq and is a predicted model, not a curated record.
GCAGAAUUCUCUUGACACAGGAAGCUCCAUGUUUCCUAGUUUCUGAAGAAGUAGAUAGGAUUAAUCACCCUACUGGUCAGAAAAAGAGAAGCACAGUUAUCUUCCAUAAGAAGCCUGGUAAAUCAGCCAGUGCAAAAUGAACACUUCUACUGGUGAACUGGAGAUGGAGACACAGACAACAACGUAUUACGAUGGACAGGUUGAUGCAGCACCAUGUUCAAAUGAUGUCAAACAAUUUGCAUCCCACUUUGUGCCACCGCUUUAUUCCUUGGUGCUGAUAUUUGGCCUGGUGGGCAAUGUGCUCGUUGUGCUGAUCCUGAUAAAACACAAGAAGCUGAGAAGCAUGACUGACAUCUAUCUGCUGAAUCUGGCAAUUUCCGAUUUGCUUUUUAUUUUUUCCCUGCCAUUUUGGGCUUACUAUGCAGCACAUGAGUGGGAUUUUGGAAAUGCAAUGUGUAAAAUUCUUUCAGGGGUCUAUUUUGCUGGCUUUUAUGGUGGAAUGUUUUUCAUAAUACUUUUGACAAUAGAUAGAUAUCUAGCCAUUGUCCAUGCAGUGUUUGCUUUAAAAGCUAGGAGAGUUACCUAUGGCAUCCUCACAAGUGUUGUCGUUUGGGGUCUUGCAAUAUUAGCCUCUCUUCCAGGGUUUAUAUUUCAUAGUGUUCAAAAGGAAGGUCCUCACUGGACUUGCAGCUCUCAUUAUCCAUCAAAUUAUGAAAAAGAAUGGAGGCAAUUCCUGAUUUUAAAGAUGAACAUCCUGGGACUUGUCAUUCCAUUUGUCAUUAUGAUCUUCUGCUACAUAGAGAUUAUAAAAAUAUUACUGAGACGUAGGAAUGAGAAAAAACAUAAGGCAGUCAGGCUUAUUUUUAUCGUAAUGAUUGUUUAUUUUAUCUUUUGGACACCAUACAACAUUGUUGUUCUCAUGUACACUUUUCAAGAAUCAUUUUCCCUAAACAACUGUGAGAGCAGCAGUCAGGUAGAGCUAGCAAUUCAAGUGACAGAAGCGAUUGCAAUGUUCCACUGUUGUAUCAACCCUGUGAUCUAUGCCUUCGCUGGUGAAAAGUUUAGGAAAUAUCUUUAUACCUUUUUCCAAAAAGACAUUGCAAUCUACCUCUGCAAACACUGUCCAGCUCUUCAUGGUGAUAAAUUAGAACGGUUUAGCUCCACGUACACCCCUUCCACUGCAGAGCAUGAUAUCUCCAUUGGUUUGUAAAGUGCAUUAGAAAUAUAUCCAGUAAAAGUUUCAUCCUCCUUUUAACUUAAAAUGUUGUGGAAUUAAUCAAUUUUUUUACAGUCAUUGUCCUUAAUUUUUUGUGGCACUGCAAUAUUUCUCAUCCUCUGUGCAGUGAACUGCUACCAACUCCACAGGAAAGCUAAAUACUGCUGUUUGAUAAGCAUCCACUUCAAACAUGGAAUCCAAUGUAGUAAGAUUUUGUUCUCUGGAUGUUGGCCAAUGAACAAAGUGUCAAUGUGAUUUCCUCAGGAAAUAUAAUUCAGAAGAUGGUGUGAAGAGGACAGAGAAUGAGAUAUGUCCUCUCUCAAGAACCAGUUACCUAUAUGCAAAGACCACAAGGAAAACUCUGGAAGGAAGGUAGCUGUUGGAGAGUGUAUUGGUCAUUUAUAUGGAGCUUGAUGUGCCUUGUUUUACUUCAACAUUUUUCAUUAAUGAGAAUUUAUGACAAAAACAGCUUUGCAACAAAAUAAGA